GAGCGAGAGAGAAAAAAAAAAGAAAAAAAGCAAAGCAGAAAAUGGAAGUAGAGGUCGACGAGAAGGAGCUCAAAGCAGCCGGAGCGGAGUUAUUCUCCGACGGACGCCACGGCAUUCGAAUCCACGGCUGGGAAAUCGAGACUCGCAAGCGCUCCAUUCUCAACUCCUCCACCCACGAACUGUGGGAGGAGAAGCUGGAGACUUGUCACAUGCCGGAGAUGAUAUUCGGGGAGAGUUGUUUGGUUCUGAAGCACGUGAAGAGUGGCACCACUAUCCACUUCAAUGCCUUUGAUGCUCUGAUUGGGUGGAAGAAGGAGGCUUUGCCUCCGGUUGAAGUCCCGGCUGCUGCGAAAUGGAAGUUCAGAUGUAAACCCUCCGAGCAAGUAAUACUGGACUAUGACUAUACAUUCACAACACCAUAUGAAGGAAGUGAAACUAUCACUUUGGAUGAAGACAAGCAUGAAGGAGGAGAGGUAUCUAAGGAGACCUGCAAUCUCAACUGGGAGGACUGCAAAGAAAAAAUUGAUGUGGUUGCAUUGGCAUCUAAAGAGCCUAUUCUCUUUUAUGAUGAGGUAGUCUUGUAUGAAGAUGAAUUGGCGGAUAAUGGUGUGUCACUUCUAACUGUAAAAGUGAGAGUCAUGCCGAGCGGUUGGUUUCUCCUCUUGCGAUUCUGGCUUAGAGUUGAUGGAGUGCUUAUGAGAUUAAGGGAUACCCGUAUGCACUGUGCUUUUGAAAAUAAUGUAAAUCCCAUUAUUCUUCGAGAGAGCUGCUGGAGAGAAGCUACCUUCAAAGCUUUGGCUGCAAAGGGAUACCCUUCUGAAGCUGCUGCUUACAACGAUCCAAGUAUCAUCAGCCAAAGGCUUCCAGUGGUCAUGAAUAAGACCCAAAAGUUAAAGGUAUCUAGUAACAUGUAACAUUGUAUAUUAUGUUAAGGCAUGAGGAUAUAUUUUAAUCUUUUCUCAGUAUGGUGGAUUCUAUUGCAUGUAAAAAUAUCUUUUAACCAUCCUUUUUAUUCAAGCUCUACUUUCGUGCUUACAA
Fragaria vesca subsp. vesca is the source of this 1038-nucleotide messenger RNA. Its product is annotated as TIP41-like protein-like. The transcript is spliced from 8 exons. The record is from RefSeq and is a predicted model, not a curated record. Gene Ontology annotation, biological process: TOR signaling. NCBI's taxonomy places the organism in Eukaryota, Viridiplantae, Streptophyta, Magnoliopsida, Rosales, Rosaceae. Gene Ontology annotation, cellular component: cytosol. The coding region runs from base 42 to 914 and encodes 290 amino acids.